AUGCUUCUGAGCCCCGGCACCUCCACCCCGUUCUCUGUCAAAGACAUCCUGCGGCUGGAGCGCGAGCAGAGCCGCCCCAAGGCCUCUCCACUCCCGGUGGUUCGGGGGAGCCGGGAAAACUCUCGGUGCCUGCAGUUGGACCCGGAACCGCUCGGAUGGGAGGUUCUCAACACCAAUAGCGGCGGCAACAGAAGGAGGCAGGAAGGUUCAGAGCCUCCGGAGGGUCCCUGUGAGACGGUCUGGGAAAUGGAUGCGGAACGGGUGGAGGAGCCAAAGCCCGGCCUGAGCGCGGCCUCGUCCCGCGGCGGCGGGCCCAGGGUGCCCGAGCGCGGCGUGGGCACCGGCGGUGGCGGCGCGGAGCGGCCCAGGGCGCGGCCGCGGCGGAAGCCGCGCGUGCUCUUCUCGCAGAUGCAGGUGCUGGAGCUGGAGCGGCGCUUCAAGCAGCAGCGGUACCUGUCGGCGCCCGAGCGCGAGCACCUGGCCAGCGCGCUGCAGCUCACAUCCACGCAGGUCAAGAUCUGGUUCCAGAACCGGCGCUACAAGUGCAAGCGGCAGCGCCAGGACAAGUCCCUGGAACUGGCGGGCCACCCCCUCGCGCCGCGGCGGGUGGCGGUGCCCGUGCUGGUGCGGGACGGCAAGCCCUGCCUGGGACCCGGCGCGCCGGCCUUCCCGAGCCCCUAUGGCCCCGCCGCGGCGCCCUAUUCCAGCUACGGAGGCUACGCCGGCGCCCCCUACGGUGCGGGCUACCGCGGUGGCUACGCGGCUGGGCCCCCAGGCCCCGCGCCGUCCGCACCUCUGGCCCGCGGGGGCAUCGGCGGCGGAGGCCCUGGCGGAAGCCCGGAGGGCCAUCUGCCUGCCACGCUGCAGGGCGUCAGGGCGUGGUGA
Trichechus manatus latirostris (Florida manatee) is the source of this 885-nucleotide messenger RNA. RefSeq names its product NK2 homeobox 6 (gene NKX2-6). Gene Ontology annotation, cellular component: nucleus. Gene Ontology annotation, molecular function: DNA-binding transcription factor activity, RNA polymerase II-specific; RNA polymerase II cis-regulatory region sequence-specific DNA binding. NCBI's taxonomy places the organism in Eukaryota, Metazoa, Chordata, Mammalia, Sirenia, Trichechidae. The transcript is spliced from 2 exons. The coding region runs from base 1 to 885 and encodes 294 amino acids. The record is from RefSeq and is a predicted model, not a curated record. Gene Ontology annotation, biological process: regulation of transcription by RNA polymerase II; cell differentiation.